AUGGCCGGUAUGAAACCGAAAGCUCCUCCCAAAGUUCAAGGCAAAGAUAUCAGAGGCUUUUUCAAUGGAGGGAGUGGUCACACGACACCAUCCGGCUCUCAGCGCUCUCACUUCUUUACUAAGAGCCAGCGGGUUAUGGAGGAAGACGAUGAGCCUGCACCACGUCCCGCACUUGAGCGCAAGAAGGCUGUCCUUCUUUCGAGCGAUGACGAGGACGAAGAUGUCAAAGUGUCACCGCCCAAGAAAAAACCGGCCACCAAGGCCCCGUCGAAGAAAGCGCCUGCUGCCAAACCCCAGCCCACAAAGGCCAGCAGAUCCGACAAAAAGGCUGCCACUAUUGCCAAAGGUGAUGACGAGCCUGAGGAAAAGCCGAAACCGAAGUUUAACUGGGCGGCGGCAAAGGCGGCCAAGAUGGCAGGCCCUGUCGCUCCAGGCUCGAAGCCCAUUCCUCAAGCAGCAGCUCCAGAUUGCCUAGCAGGGCUCACGUUUGUCUUUACAGGCGAACUCAGCAGCUUAUCCCGCGAUGAGGCGAUCGAACUGGCCAAACGUCAUGGCGGUCGUGUAACAGGCCAACCCUCUUCUAAAACGUCAUUCGUCGUCCUCGGAUCUGAUGCUGGCCCAAGCAAGCUUGCCGCAAUCAAGAAGAACAACCUCACGACGCUCGAUGAGGACAGCUUCCUACAGCUGAUCGCGACGCGUGUGCCCGACCCGAAUAAAUUGGACAAUAAGACAAAAAAGAAGCAGGAGAAAGAGGAAGAGGCAAUUCGUACCGCAGCGAAGGAGAUGGAACGGCGCGAGAAACAAACUGCGCAAGGCGGCGGCGCGAAGGGUACGAGGUUGGUGCGACGCAGCGUCGCAACCUGUGGGCGACUGACACGAUAUUUUGCCGUGUCAUUUGACAAUCUCACAAACACGAAACAGAACAGCACCAAUAUCGCCAACACGUCACUGGAUGGGUGGAUGACCGGAGGCAACACGUCAAACGCAGUCGGUGUAACGAUCACGGAUAAGACAUGUUUGAUCAUGGACGAGGUGGAUGGCAUGUCUGCUGGAGACAGAGGGGGUGUUGGUGCUCUCGCAGCCCUGAUCCGCAAGACGAAGAUCCCGAUCAUAUGUAUUGCCAACGAUCGAGGGGCUCCUAAAAUGAAACCAUUGUCCAACGCUGCGUACAAUUUAACGUUCAGGCGACCAGAGGCGACCACCAUUCGCUCGAGAAUUCUCUCCAUUGCCUUCAAAGAGAAAAUGAAGAUUCCUGCCAAUGUCAUCGAUCAACUAGUCGAAGGUGCCCAAUCGGAUAUACGACAAGUCUUGAAUAUGCUCUCCACAUGGAAGUUAUCUAACGACACGAUGGAUUUCGACGAGGGCAAGGCUCUUGCAAAGGCAAAUGAGAAGUAUGGAAUCAUGACACCGUUCAACAUCAUCCAGAAGAUGUUGGGUCCAUACAUGUUCUCACCCACAGCCCGGGAGACUUUGAAUGACAAGAUGGAAUUGUACUUCCACGAUCACUCGUUUGUUCCUUUGUUCAUUCAGGAGAAUUACUUGAAAACCCAACCUGCCAAGAUCCGGAAUAUCGACGGCCCUGAGAAGAUACUGAAGCAACUACAGCUGAUGGACAAGGCAGCCUCAUCGAUCUCUGAUGGCGACCUCGUUGACUCUCUCAUCCAUGGCCCCGAACAGCAUUGGUCGCUCAUGCCACUACAUGCUGUGUGCUCAACAGUUCGCCCAGCGUCCUUCCUGUAUGGUAUGGGAGCCGCAUACGGUGGACCCAAUGCGAUGUCUUUCCCUCAAUGGCUUGGCCAGAACUCCAAGCAGAACAAGUUAGUGCGGCAAUUGACUGAGAUCCAGGCGCGCAUGCGUGUCAAGGUCUCUGGAGACAAAACCGAGAUCCGACAAUCAUAUACGCCUGCACUAUUCCCGCACAUCGUGAAGCCGCUCAUGGAUGAAGGCGCUAGCGCUGUCGACGAAGUAAUCGAACGCAUGGACGAUUACUUCCUCACGCGAGAAGACUGGGACACAAUUGUAGAGCUGGGCCUCGACCAUAACAAGGAUGAUAUUGUCCUUAAGAAGAUCUCAACUGCGACAAAGACAUCAUUCACAAAAAAAUACAACUCCAGAGACCAUCCCAUUCCCUUCUACAAGGCUCAAGACUUUGGCAAGGCACCCAAGAAACUGGCUGCUGGUCCACUGCCCGAUCUCGAGGAGUUUCUCGAUGUCGAUGACGAUAAGUAG
Postia placenta MAD-698-R-SB12 is the source of this 2229-nucleotide messenger RNA. RefSeq lists its product as hypothetical. Gene Ontology annotation, molecular function: DNA clamp loader activity; ATP binding; DNA binding. Lineage: Eukaryota; Fungi; Basidiomycota; Agaricomycetes; Polyporales; Adustoporiaceae. Gene Ontology annotation, cellular component: DNA replication factor C complex; nucleus. Bases 1 to 2229 code for a protein of 742 amino acids. The transcript has 18 exons. The record is from RefSeq and is a predicted model, not a curated record. Gene Ontology annotation, biological process: DNA replication; DNA repair.